AUGCUGUACGACAUCAUCGAGCGACCCGAGGGCGGCGGCAGCAGCGCCUACAAGGGAGCAGUCAAACAGGCGCUCGACGUCGCCGCGGCGCUCACCACGGCGGGCAAUAACCUACCCAGCGUCGAACAGUGGCGGCGGUUCAGGGCGGCGGCGUCGGGAGCCCUCCCCGCCCCGACACAACGCGAACGAGCGGCCACGAGGGCGAGAAUGGCGGCAACGGGCUAUGUACCACCCCCCACGCGAGGGGGGCGCGACGGCGAGCGCCUCACCGCGAUGCAGGUGGCGGUGCGAGAGGCGACCAACGCAGCCAGGAAGGCCGCAAAGACGAUUACGUGGACGGCCAUCGAAUGGCGCAAGACGAACGCGCCCGAGCGCGACACGAGCGGGGGGGCACACAGCGGCGGACAGGGGGAUGCCGAGCCUUCGAUCAGGGUGGUCGUCGCUGGAAGCCGACGAGCGGAGACGCGCGACACGGGAGCGGACACAGUCCCGCGCCCCUUGCCAGUCAACAUCAUGAGAGGCACCGGGCUCGGCAACCCAUUCCCCAUGGGGAAGAGAGGCACCGACGAGGCGCUGCGCGACCAGGUAUGCGAGGCAUUCGACACGUGGCUCCGGCUGCGCACCGUUCCCGCCUCGGCCGUGGGGGACACUAGAUCCACGCCAGCGCUCAUCCGACAGGCCAACGGGCAGCCCUUCUCACAGGAGAUCGCCCCUCGACGCUCCGACGAAGCCAGGACGGGGAACGACGCCGUCGCGGCGAUGCGGGCCGCGCUGAACGGCCGCGGCAACGCCAAGGUGGUGCGGCUCGGAUGCUCGCCCUCGUGUCGAGAGGGGAGGCUGUGCCACGGGGACAGCCUCGCAGCCAUGGCGCGAGAGCUCAUCGGCGUACGAGACGAGCGGCGUAGAGAGGGGCAGCAACGCACAAAGGCAUACCAGAUCGGGCACCUCAGUCUACUGCGGUUUCGGCACGGGCGCGAGAGGCAAGUGUCACAGCGGACCCUCGAUGCGGUGCGCGAGGCGCAGGGAGCUGGGGUCGAGCCGUGGAACACGGCAGAGCACGACAAGACAGUCCACGGCCCAACGCCCGAAGGCGGGACGACGAACCCGAUGGAGAGCGAGCCGCCAGUGAGUGAGACGUACGACGACGAGGGAGACGACGAGAGAGACGAGAACGCCUCGGCGGACGACGAGAUGGCCUUUAUCGACGAUGAGUUCUUCGAGCUCCCCAACGUAGCAACGGAGGAAGAGGCGGAGGGCGGGGGGAGCCAGAGUCAGUACAGCCAACAGAGUCAGGGGAAAGAGAGCGAGGGGAGCCAGAGCAGCCAAGGCAGCCAACGGGCGCCCAGGAAGGGCCAACGGAACCGAAGAGCCGCACGACGCUUCCUGGACCGACUCCGUUUCGAACUCCUACAAGGAGGCAGCGGCGGGGACGGACACAGACACCCCGAAGACGCCAACGACGGCGACGAAGAUGGAGAGAGGAGCGAGGACGAAGAGAUGCCCGACCGCACAACAGAGCCAGGGCCGAGCGAGCAACCACCCGAAACGGGCCAUCCAAACGAAGGCAGCCAGACAGACGACGAAUUCACAGUGAUGGACGUAGACGAGGAACAGCCAGAGCACGAGGCGUCCCAGCCGCAGAGGAAGCGGGGGCGAUUUGAGAAUGAACGUAGCGAUUCAAUGGGUCAGGCAGAGGGGGCGAGCCAACAGCACACAGAGGACGGGGGGCCGGUGACGUACGGGGAGGAGCGCGCACGCACUGCAGGGGACGAAAGGCACGAAGGCGCCCCCCUGCCGGGGUGGGUGCGAGGAGGCGAGACGCGGGGGGCACAGCUUGGACAGCAGGCGCGCAAGAGACAGAAAGCCAGGGAACAAAGAGGAGGCAAGUAG
This is a messenger RNA of Emiliania huxleyi CCMP1516, 1890 nucleotides long. RefSeq lists its product as hypothetical. Lineage: Eukaryota; Haptophyta; Isochrysidales; Noelaerhabdaceae. The coding region runs from base 1 to 1890 and encodes 629 amino acids. The record is from RefSeq and is a predicted model, not a curated record. The transcript is spliced from 3 exons.